UUUCAGACACAGCAAAGUAUUUCUUGUUCGAGAGUGGAGGUCACGUGUUUCCUGCUUGAGAGUGGAGUUGCACGUACUGAUUAAUUGUGUUGAUGAAAGGAAACUUACUUCGGAGCUAUGGCAAACUACGAUCCGAAACAGGUUAAUGUACAAAAUUGUGUUCCAUCCUCGAAACUCCAGAAUGCAAAACUCGACGCAGAAUCUCCAUAUGACAGUAGUGGAAACAUGGAUGCUAAAACUCACUCACCACGGGAACCCGGUCUUGCAUUAGACACCGAAACUCCACCGAAAGAGACAAUUGAACUUAAAAGCUAUAGAAAACCCGGAGAGAAAACAUUUACUCAGAGAUGCCGACUGUUUGUCGGUAAUCUCCCGACGGAUAUAACUGAAGAAGAUUUCAAGGAACUUUUUUUUAAAUAUGGUGAGACCAACGAGGUGCACAUCAACAAAGACAGAGGAUUCGGCUUUAUACGCCUGGAGACAAGGACACUAGCAGAAAUUGCUAAGGCUGAGUUGGAUGGCACAGUACUAAAGAACAGGAAUAUUCAUAUCCGUUUUGCAACUCAUGGAGCUACACUUACAGUACGAAACCUUUCUCCAGUGGUGUCUAAUGAGUUGCUGGAACAAGCCUUCUCUCAGUUUGGUCCAGUAGAUCGCACAGUUGUUAUUGUUGAUGACCACGGCCAACCCACAGGCACGGGUAUUGUGGAAUUUGCCAAUAAGUCUGCUGCCCGGAAAGCUUUGGAUCACUGUGCAGAUGGAGCCCUUCUGCUUACAACGUCUCCUCGUCCAGUCAUUCUUGAGCCAAAAGAACAGUUUGAUGAUGAGGAUGGGCUUCCAGAAAAGCUAUUGCAGAAAUCAGCACAAUAUCACAAGGAAAGGGAGCACCCACCACACUUUGCAGAGCCAGGCACCUUUGAGUUUGAGUACUCAACACGCUGGAAGGCUCUGGAUGAGAUUGAGAAACAGCAGAAGGAACUGGUAGAGCGAAACAUCCUAGAGGCCAAGAAGAAACUGGAGGCUGAAAUGGAGGCUGUCAAACAUGAGCAUCAGCUUAUGAUGAUGAGACAAGAUCUCAUGAGACGUCAAGAGGAGCUUCGUUUCUUGGAGGAGCUAAGAAAUCAGGAGCUGCAGAAACGCAAGCAGAUUGAGCUAAGGCAUGAGGAAGAAAGACGUAGACGUGAGGAAGAGAUAAAUCGCCAUAGAGAGGAGGAUGACAUGAGAUGCAUACCAGAUGGAUUUAAGCCCAGUUUCACAGAGGGUGCAAAAUAACAGCUACACUACAUAAAAAAACUGGACUACAAACAAAAUGAUGCCUAUCUCUACAUAUCUUUGAGUCAACACAGAUUCUGACAAAACAGUUUUUUUCUAUCUACAUUAGUGAUGGACUCAAAACUGGUUAUUAGUAUUGUUUAUUUUUUAUUUUUAAUAAAACAGUGAGACUUUAAAAUAGCAUUUAGCAAUUAAUUAGGGUUAAAAGUCUACCUGCAGUAAAAUUUUAUUUCCAAUAAAAUUUUCAUGUGUUGCAUAUAUUUAAUUUUUUUAUUACAGCAUCAGUUAAUUUAUUAAAAUAGACAAAGUUAGCCUGAAAUCCUAAUGUAAUUGUCAGCCCUUUGUAAUUGUGCAUUGUGUUAUGCAUAGUGUGACACUGUAAUUGUCUGUCCUGUAGGGAUGCUCCGAUCUAAUUUUUGCAGCCGAUACGAUUACAGAUUUGUUAUCUUCGUGAUCGUCCGAUUCCGAUUUUUUUUUUAAGCUGAUAUGCAAUCUCUUUAAAGGCGCUCUAAACGAAUCUGUGUGACGUCACUUCUUGUUGAUGUUCGAAGUGUUGUCAAACAAAACGGAGCGUAGCUAAUUCCUCCCCCUUCCUCUCCCUUCUCUUUCACUCUCCCCCUUGCCCCUCCCUCUCCCUUCCAUGCUUCCGCAUGUGCACUGACCCCCCAAACCCCACCCCCAAAUCCUUCUUGUCGUUUAUUGGCUGGAACACGUUUGUUAUGUUUUGUUAUGCUGCGCCACUAUGUUUUUGUUGCCGUUUGUGGAGUCUGGGUUGUCAACAGAGACCGCGUCUUUUUACAGUGUGUUCAGGGGACAGGCAGCUAGCAGAUAGUGAGGAGAUGUUUGCUGUAUGUAACAACAAAUGUUUUAUUGCUUAAAACGUGUGAAUUUGUUAGAGCGCCUUUAAUGACUGUAACAUUUUUUUCUAGAUAGUCAUACCACAGAUGUAGCCUUUGUUAUAUUACUUGCAGUAAUUAGGUAUAUUGUUGUGUUAAUAGAGAAUCAAAUAAAUAAGCACAACACAUAUUUAUUCUGCAAAGAGAUAAAGGCUAUUUCUUUAAAAAGGUUAAUGUCUCUUAAAAGUAAUGAAAAUUAAAUACUUUGCAGUCUUUAGUGUAUAAAUUAAAUAUACACGCAUUCGUAUGAAAUAUAACAGUUCCUAAGUCAAGAGCAGAGAGUGAUUUUAUUCAGAGAUGAAUUAGGAUACUGUAGCUUUAAGACGUGAGAGAGAGAGAUUGCUCUAUUCAGGUGCACUGAUGACAGGCUACUGUGUGUAUGCACAGGUAUGGCAGGUGUACGCAGACAAGAGCAGCUGUGAGGAAAAAGAAAGUUUAAACGGUCAAAACUUUAAAACGCAUGCAAAUAAUAAACUCUUGGAAUGAGGAUGCAAUUGUCCACGAUAGAUAUCUGUUAGAAAAUACACAUAUCUCUGUAAAGGCAAAGAGAGAAAUUCAAAUCUGCACAUCGCACAUGAGCAACGGGUUAUAAAAAUGCUCGCACUACGUAAAAAUGCUCUCUAACUGCAGCUGCAUUCAGGAUCCCUAUGAUGACAAAAGUAAAUAGAAAGAUCGGUUUAUGAGAUCGGCAAAUUUAGCGAGUACGGAUCAAGUCAUUUAAUGCCAUUAUUGGCCGAUCGAUCGGAGCAUCCCUAGUGUCUUGUCAGCAUAACAUCCCAAAUUGCAAUAACAUAUACAUUUGUAAAUGUUUUAAAAUGUUGGUAGCAUGCAAGCUUUGUUUUUUUAGAAAUUAUUUGCUAGAAACAUUAGCAUACUGUAAUUGUUAAUACAAUAGUCUUGUUAACGGGUUUACAGGCACCACUGUUAUUGUUUAAAACUGUCCCUACAGGUUAGGAUCAAAUCUAAAGCUGCAAUCCAUAACUUUAGCCUGUAUAUUGCCCCUCUGUUUGAAACAUAAAAUUGCAGCUUUUUGCUGUAAUUUUCUGCACAUGUGUUAUGCUUUUCCCCAGAUACUACUCUGCACUGAUGAAUGAUGUCUUUGUUUACUGCAUUAGAGCAGAUCUGUCAUGUUGUAUGUGACGUGUAGCUCAACAUAAAUACGUUGCUGAUAUCUUGCAUGUUCAGAGGAAAAUGCCAUCUCUGUGCCAGUAUUGAAAAACCCAUCAGAUAUUAGCUCUGGUUUUAGCACAAGCUCUGUCACGUUUCCUUUUAAACUGGAGGUUUUCAACAAAAAAUUAUUUCCCAGUAAUAAAUUGACAUGUUUA
Molecule: messenger RNA, 3493 nt
Organism: Paramisgurnus dabryanus
Lineage: Eukaryota; Metazoa; Chordata; Actinopteri; Cypriniformes; Cobitidae
Gene: pspc1
Product: paraspeckle component 1
Molecular function (GO): RNA binding
Source: RefSeq, a predicted model, not a curated record